CAAGGGGAGAGGGGAGAGGAGCGAGCGAGGAAGAUGGCGCAGGUGUGGGCGGUGUCCCUGGCCGUGGCGUCGCUCGCCAUCGGCAUGCUCGGGGUGCUCGGCGUCUGGCUCUGCUACCUCUUCGACGCCGUGGCGCGGGGCCGCGCGCCCCGGACCCCGCCGCCCACACCCCAGGUGGCUUCCGAGGAGGACGGCAAGAACGGGCUCUCGGAGGCGGAGCUGAUGCGGCUCGGCGGGGUCGCCGUGCUGGGGUCCGCGGAUAGCGGGGAGGAGGAGGAGGGGGAGGCGCUCUGCCCGAUCUGCCUCGACGCCAUGGAGCCCGGCCGCGCCGUGCGCGUGCUCCCCGGCUGCAACCGCGCCUUCCACCAGGACUGCGUCGACCGAUGGCUCGCCAUCUCGCCGCGCUGCCCUGUAUGCAACGUAUGGGCCGCGCCGCCGCGGUCGCCCGCGUCCUCGCCGCGGGCGCCAAAGACCAGCUGGGAUUCUUAAGGUGCGGGCGGCGCGUCUUCUCUGGCGCCUGGCGGGUCAGUUCUUGGUUCUUGACGAGUUCUUCGUUGGGUUCUGAUCGUCGAUCAAGAAGCCUUCUUGAUGAACUCUCGCCGGUUUCGUACUUCUGGAGAGCGAUUCUUGACGAAUUCUUCUCGGCUACUUUGAUUUAGUGAAGGAUUCUUGGACGGGAUUGCAUGUACAUCGACUCAAUCCUCGAAUUCCUGUUCCAGAUCAGUAGGUUUUGCAGUUUUAGUUCUUAUCAAUUCGACAGACAUUU
This is a messenger RNA of Panicum virgatum (switchgrass), 766 nucleotides long. RefSeq names its product E3 ubiquitin-protein ligase ATL23-like. Bases 34 to 489 code for a protein of 151 amino acids. The transcript has a single exon. NCBI's taxonomy places the organism in Eukaryota, Viridiplantae, Streptophyta, Magnoliopsida, Poales, Poaceae. The record is from RefSeq and is a predicted model, not a curated record.